This is a messenger RNA of Microthlaspi erraticum, 1347 nucleotides long. NCBI's taxonomy places the organism in Eukaryota, Viridiplantae, Streptophyta, Magnoliopsida, Brassicales, Brassicaceae. The record is from the annotation of a GenBank genome assembly.
AUGGUUCCUCCUCCACUUAUUUAUAAGUAUCGGCGAAGGAGAGAUCGGAUACCCGCCAGUGACGACGACGAUGGUACUUCAGUGACGAAGAUGAAUCGUCGGGACUCAGACGACAGACCAAACUUCGAUUCCGUCGAGGUUAGUGAUGAGAAUCGCUCGUCUGGUUUAAUUAAGGAGGAUAGUGAUAAAGUCCGAGACUUUCGUUGCAUCGAUGAGACUGAAAUUGGCCAAGAAGAAGGCUCCAUUAAUUUGGUUGGAAAUUUGGAUGAUUUGUUCUCUGGGUUUGUUUAUAAUAGUCCUCUUGUUGUUGAUGAUAGCGUUUCUAUUGAAAAGGAAGAAUUAGGCAGUGAAGUGAGAAUAGUUUCUCCUUACUUCAAAGAGAAGUGUGACUCUGAGAUUGUUUCUUCUCAAAAUGGAAGAAAUUGUAGCAAAAGAUGCAAGAAAGUUGAAGCUGAAGUGAGAAGAGUUUCUCCAUACUUUAAAUCAUCAGCUGAUUCACAAUGUGAUUCUGAGAUUGUUUCUUCUCAGAGUGGAAAAUAUCAUAACAAAAGAUGCAAAAAAGUUCAAGCUGAAGUGAGAAGAGUUUCUCCAUACUUCAAGUCAUCAGCUGAUUCACAAUGUACUUUUUCUGAGGUUGUUUCUUCUCAGAGUGGAAGAAGAAGUGAUAGGAAAGAAACAGGCGAAGUUCAAGCCAAGAAGGUUCAAAGAAAUUUGGGUCAGUAUUACAAUGUCAGGAAAGUUUCAAGAUAUUUCCAUGACGUCUCUGCUGCGGAUGGAACCCAAGAAAAUGAAUCUCAGAAAGAGAGAUCAAGAUCAAGAAGGGUGAGGAAGACUCCUGUUGUGAGUCCUACGCUGUCUCGAAGUCAGAAGAAUGAUGAGGCGUACCUGAGGAAGACGCCGGAUAACACAUGGGUGCCUCCAAGAUCUCCAUGUAAUCUUCUUCAAGAAGAUCAUUGGCGUGAUCCAUGGCGUGUCCUUGUCAUUUGUAUGCUUCUUAACAGAACAUCUGGUGCUCAGACGCGGGGAGUGAUAGCGGCCGUGUUUGCGCUCUGUCCUGACGCAAAGACUGCAACAGAAGUUGAAGAAAAGGAAAUAGAGACUCUGAUAAAGCCUCUUGGAAUGCAGAAGAAGAGAGCCAAAAUGAUACAACGGCUGUCUCAAGAGUAUCUUGAAGAGAAUUGGACUCAUGUCACUCAACUUCAUGGCGUUGGAAAGUAUGCAGCGGAUGCAUAUGCGAUAUUCUGUAAUGGAAAGUGGGAUUGUGUGAGUCCUGAUGAUCAUAUGCUAAACUAUUAUUGGGACUACCUCUGGAUUCGGUUUAGAAGAUACAAAUGUAAAUUGUGCUAA